Messenger RNA from Gastrolobium bilobum, 3704 nucleotides. RefSeq names its product cellulose synthase-like protein D3. The transcript is spliced from 4 exons. NCBI's taxonomy places the organism in Eukaryota, Viridiplantae, Streptophyta, Magnoliopsida, Fabales, Fabaceae. Gene Ontology annotation, biological process: plant-type primary cell wall biogenesis; cellulose biosynthetic process. The record is from RefSeq and is a predicted model, not a curated record. Gene Ontology annotation, cellular component: plasma membrane; trans-Golgi network. Gene Ontology annotation, molecular function: cellulose synthase (UDP-forming) activity; mannan synthase activity. The coding region runs from base 133 to 3600 and encodes 1155 amino acids.
GAUUCAAACACAGUUGAAGCCCAUCUCUUGUCAUGGCUUUCAGAUAAGAUCAUUAUACACAGAGAUCUGAAACCAAGUAGCAUUUAAUUUUUUAAACUAAGAGGAAAUUAUAAUCAGUCUUAGUUCUCAAUUAUGGCAUCAAGAUCGUCAAAAUCAUUCAAGGCAAGCCGAUCAUCUCUCUCAGCAAUGUCUGAUGCACAAGAAGGCCAGAAGCCCCCUUUACCUCCGACUGUGACAUUUGGCCGGAGAACAUCUUCGGGUCGCUACGUCAGUUACUCUAGAGAUGAUCUUGACAGUGAGUUAGGGAGUGGUGACUACAUGAAUUAUACAGUGCAUUUACCACCAACCCCUGAUAACCAACCUAUGGAUGUAUCAAUCUCACAGAAAGUUGAGGAGCAAUAUGUGUCAAAUUCACUCUUCACGGGUGGCUUUAACAGUGUUACUCGAGCCCAUCUAAUGGAUAAGGUGAUAGAAUCGGAAGCUAACCAUCCACAGAUGGCUGGUGCAAAAGGAUCUUCCUGUGCAGUUCCUGGUUGUGAUUCUAAAGUGAUGAGUGAUGAACGUGGUGCCGAUAUUCUUCCAUGUGAGUGUGAUUUUAAGAUAUGUAGAGAUUGUUAUAUAGAUGCAGUGAAAACCGGAGAUGGGAUGUGCCCAGGAUGCAAGGAGCCAUAUAAGAACACAGAACUAGAUGAAGUGGCAAUGGAUAAUGGACUAGAUGAUGUGGCCAUGGAUAAUGGACGACCUCUUCCACUUCCUCCACCGAGUGGAAUGUCUAAAAUGGAGAGGAGAUUGUCCAUAAUGAAGUCAACGAAAUCAGGAUUAAUGAGGAGCCAAACUGGAGACUUCGAUCAUAAUAGGUGGCUCUUUGAAACAAAGGGGACUUAUGGCUAUGGCAAUGCUAUAUGGCCAAAGGAAGGAGGUUUUGGAAAUGAAAAAGAGGAUGAUGCUGUUGAGCCAACUGAGUUGAUGAGCAGACCCUGGAGGCCACUUACACGGAAACUCAAGAUACCUGCUGCUAUUCUGAGCCCAUAUCGUCUUAUCAUUUUUGUUCGUUUGGUUGUUUUGGCACUGUUCCUGGAAUGGAGGAUCAAACACAAAAAUACUGAUGCAGUCUGGCUAUGGGGCAUGUCUGUUGUUUGUGAGAUAUGGUUUGCUUUUUCCUGGCUUCUCGAUCAGCUGCCCAAACUAUGCCCAGUAAAUCGUUCCACAGAUCUUAAUGUUCUGAAGGAGAAAUUCGAAACACCAACUCCGAACAAUCCUACUGGAAAGUCUGAUCUUCCAGGCAUAGAUAUCUUUGUCUCCACUGCUGAUCCUGAGAAAGAACCACCUCUUGUCACUGCAAACACUAUCUUGUCUAUUUUAGCUACUGAUUACCCUGUUGAGAAGCUUUCUUGCUAUGUUUCUGAUGAUGGAGGUGCCCUUCUAACCUUUGAGGCAAUGGCUGAAGCUGCCAGCUUUGCUAAUGUAUGGGUUCCCUUUUGCCGUAAACAUGAUAUAGAGCCCCGGAAUCCUGAAUCAUACUUCAACUUGAAGAGAGACCCUUACAAAAACAAAGUGCGGCCAGAUUUUGUCAAGGAUCGCAGACGGGUGAAGCGUGAAUAUGAUGAGUUUAAGGUUAGGAUCAAUAGUCUUCCUGAAUCUAUUCGUCGCCGGUCAGAUGCCUAUCAUGCAAGAGAGGAAAUCAAGGCCAUGAAAGUUCAGAGACAAAACAGGGAGGAUGAACCUUUAGAAACAGUAAAGAUUCCAAAAGCAACAUGGAUGGCUGAUGGAACUCAUUGGCCAGGUACUUGGUUGAGUCCUACAUCUGAGCACUCUAAGGGUGAUCAUGCUGGUAUAAUUCAGGUCAUGUUGAAACCUCCCAGCGAUGAGCCUCUUAUAGGAAGUUCUGCCGAUACAAACCUCAUUGACCUGACUGAUGUUGAUAUCCGUCUUCCCCUUCUUGUUUAUGUUUCUCGAGAGAAGCGUCCAGGCUAUGAUCACAACAAAAAGGCAGGGGCCAUGAAUGCCUUGGUCCGAGCCUCGGCUAUAAUGUCUAAUGGUCCUUUUAUACUCAAUCUAGACUGUGACCACUAUAUCUACAACUCAAAGGCAAUGAGGGAAGGCAUGUGCUUUAUGAUGGAUCGUGGAGGUGACCGCCUUUGUUAUGUCCAGUUUCCCCAGAGGUUUGAGGGCAUUGAUCCCUCAGAUAGAUAUGCUAAUCAUAAUACUGUCUUCUUUGAUGUCAAUAUGCGAGCCCUCGAUGGACUUCAAGGGCCAGUCUAUGUGGGAACUGGUUGCCUCUUCAGACGGAUUGCACUAUACGGUUUUGAUCCACCCCGCUCUAAAGAACACCACACAGGUUGCUGUAGUUGUUGCUUUGGUCGUAAGAAGAAGCAUGCAUCCAUGGCAAGCACCGCGGAAGAGAGUCGUGCACUGAGAAUGGGUGAUUCUGAUGACGAAGAAAUGAAUCUAUCUUUGUUCCCUAAGAAGUUUGGAAACUCAACUUUCCUCAUUGACUCAAUUCCAGUUGCAGAGUUCCAAGGCCGGCCACUAGCUGAUCACCCUGCGGUGAAAAAUGGACGGCCACCCGGUGCUCUCACCAUACCCCGCGAGCUUCUUGAUGCAUCAACUGUAGCAGAGGCCAUAAGUGUCAUCUCCUGUUGGUAUGAGGACAAGACUGAGUGGGGAAAUCGUGUUGGAUGGAUCUAUGGGUCUGUGACUGAGGAUGUGGUCACCGGGUAUAGGAUGCACAAUAGGGGAUGGAAAUCAGUUUACUGUGUGACCAAGCGCGAUGCCUUCCGUGGAACUGCUCCCAUCAAUCUCACUGACAGGCUGCAUCAGGUCCUUAGAUGGGCUACUGGCUCAGUUGAAAUAUUUUUUUCGCGAAACAAUGCCCUUCUAGCUAGCCCAAGAAUGAAAUUUCUUCAAAGAAUUGCAUACCUCAACGUUGGAAUUUACCCAUUCACAUCCAUAUUCUUAAUUGCCUACUGCUUCCUUCCAGCACUAUCUCUCUUCACUGGCCAGUUUAUUGUUCAAACCCUCAAUGUUACAUUUCUUUCUUAUCUCUUGGGGAUCACUAUUACUUUGUCCAUACUUGCAGUGCUUGAAAUUAAGUGGUCUGGCAUUGAGCUAGAAGAAUGGUGGAGAAAUGAACAGUUUUGGUUGAUUGGAGGGACCAGUGCCCAUCUAGCUGCUGUGCUUCAAGGUUUGCUCAAAGUCGUAGCAGGGAUUGAAAUCUCAUUCACCUUGACUUCAAAAUCUGGUGGUGAUGAUGUGGAUGAUGAGUUUGCUGAUCUCUAUAUUGUGAAAUGGACAUCACUUAUGAUUCCACCAAUCACAAUUAUGAUGGUUAACUUAAUAGCAAUAGCAGUUGGAGUUAGCAGAACCAUAUAUAGUGUGAUACCACAAUGGAGCCGUCUACUGGGUGGUGUUUUCUUCAGUUUUUGGGUGUUGGCUCAUCUCUACCCUUUUGCAAAAGGUUUGAUGGGAAGAAGAGGGAGGACACCUACCAUUGUUUUUGUAUGGUCAGGCCUUGUAGCAAUCACAAUCUCUCUACUGGUCGUGGCAAUCAAUCCCCCUGCUGGUUCUACCCAAAUUGGGGGUUCAUUCCAGUUCCCAUGAUAUGUCAUUCUUUUUGUCAGAAUUAUUGUUUGUUUAUAAUUACUUUUUUCUCUUGAUUCAACAUCUUAAUGCUACUAGUGAAUGGAACCAAAUUUAUGCUGUCU